GCUGGUUAUUUACCUACUGAUAAUAAACGUGUCUUCUUGAACUAAUUUUUAAUUUGCACCUAUUAAUGGCUUUGGCAAUUAAAAGAAUUUUGAAACCACUCAUUAACAAUAAUGGUCACCUUUUUGUUGCUAACCUACAGAAAAAUCGAAAUCCUAUGUGCAGAAACUGCUCUACUGCUGUCCAGAGUUCAAAGGUCAAAAUGAACAUGUACCAGGCCAUUACUAGUGCUCUGGACAACACACUGGAAGAAGAUCCGUCUGCAGUGCUGUUCGGUGAGGAUGUGGCGUUUGGAGGUGUUUUCCGUUGCUCGUUGGGACUGAAAGACAAGUAUGGCUCGGACCGAGUGUUCAACACUCCUUUGUGUGAGCAAGGCAUCGUGGGCUUCGGCAUCGGACUGGCAGUCACCGGCUCAACGGCUAUUGCUGAGAUACAGUUUGCUGACUAUAUAUUCCCUGCCUUUGAUCAGAUAGUCAAUGAGGCAGCAAAGUACAGGUACCGCAGUGGGGGCCAGUUUGACUGCGGGGGCCUGACUAUCAGAGCCCCGUGUGGAGCCGUGGGCCACGGGGCUCUGUACCACUCACAGAGUGUUGAAGGAUACUUUGCCCACACACCUGGCCUCAAGGUGGUUGUCGCCAGUGGAGCCCUUAAUGCCAAAGGAUUGUUGAUCUCCUGCAUAAAAGACAAGGAUCCUUGCGUUUUCUUUGAACCGAAGAUUCUAUACCGAUCUUCCAUAGAGGAAGUUCCCUCCGAUUCCUUCACCAUUCCUCUCAGCAAAGCCCAUAUUGUUCAAACAGGUUCAGACGUAACAUUAAUCGGAUGGGGCAACCAAGUCCAUGUUUUAAAAGAGGUUGCAGAUUUGGCGAAAAAGCAACUUCAAGUCAACUGUGAAGUCAUAGACCUCCUGACAAUACUGCCAUGGGACGUGGACACUGUUUGUAAGUCAGUGAAGAAGACAGGACGCGUGAUAAUCUCCCACGAAGCUCCUUUGACAGCUGGGUUUGGAGCAGAAAUGGCAGCAACAAUACAGGAGGCGUGCUUCUUACACCUGGAGGCUCCUAUACAGAGAGUGACUGGCUUUGACACACCCUUCCCUCACGUGUUUGAACCCUUCUACCUGCCUACCAAGUGGCGGUGCUUAGAGGCCAUCAAACAAGUUAUCAACUACUAGAAUACUCUUUAAGUACCUAACCUUCAAGGCUGAAAGUAUCUUUUUAAAUUUGGUCUUAACCUUAACAUUGGCGUAAAAGUUCGAGGGAGGGAUAAUGCUCUGGGUGCCAGCCUACAGAGAAUCAAAAAAAAGUUAAAAGGUAUAAGUUAAAUUUAGAUUAACGUACAUAAAUAUAGCUGGGUAGGAAAUUGGUUGUAGUGCUCGCCUAGUAAUAAGAAGGUUGUCCGAAGAAAAUUCAUUAUCUAUUUGGUGUAGUUUGACUCUAGAUCCAGCCGUACUUAAUUUUGUGCUUUAAAUGAAUGAUCCUGCCUAAAAACCAGCUGGUCUUAGGUCAACAUUUUAUUCAUUCAUUUGUUCACUCAUCCUAGCCUUCAAAUACCCACCCUCUGGUGUGUUGGAAUUCCGUUAAAAAUGUAAUAAUGUAAUCAAAUCUAAUCUAUAGGGUGGAAACUUAAAACUAGGAUUAAAAUUAUUACGUGUUAAGGCUUAUAAAUAACCAACAUUUUGUUGGGUAGGACUUCUGGCCCCUCUCCAGUCUUUUAUCAUUAUCAUUACCAAAUUGAGAUGGGGACGCCACCUGUAUGCAUAAACCCAAAUAUGAGUGAAGGAUGAGGUAGAAUGUUGUGAAAUGGUCUGUGUAGCUUUGUUACUGACUAAGAUCAGCUGUUCCAUUGGUCAGAAAUUUUUAUUUAAAGCCCAAUGAUGAGGGGAAGCUGGGUCCAUUUUCAAACCAUAUAAAAGCUACUGACUUUUCUCAGGAUCGAUCUGGCAACCUUUUGAUUGCUAGGAGAGCACUAUUACCACUCAACUACCUAUAGCCUCUGAGGUAUGCCAUAACUUCCAUUGAUACCCUUAGGUAGAGCCCUCACUGACCCGCCGAAUAACAUCUGCUCCGAGUGCCAAGAGAACUUGCUACGUCCAGGCCCGUUUUUUACUUUUUCUUUAUGUUUCUCUUAAAACAAUUUCUCAAGUCACAGAUACUAAAACUCAAUUAACAUUUUAUCAUUCAUAUUUUUCAACUUUACUGUCAUUCGGAAUACUUGUGUGGGGAAAUUCUUGCCAUGGUAAAAAGAUUUUUAGGCUUCAAAAGAAGGCACUUAGAACUAUAGCUAAUGUAUCCCGAAGAGGUCCAUGCAAAAUCAUCUUUCAGACAUUUCACAUUUUGAAAUUUUACGACUUGUAUAUUUUAGAAGCAUUAUUUUGGGUAUUUAACAAUUUGUCAAUUUUCAGGGAGGGUCAAACAAACCAUAGGUAUAGCACUAGACAUAAGAACCUAAUUAAGCCCAUACUAGCCAUAGAUUAUCACUAUUUGAAUCAUCACCUCAAUAUAUUGGACCAAAAAUUGUGUACCUUUAUUCCUGAUAAUUUUAAAAAACAAUGCAAAUCCAAAAAAAAUCAAACAAAAAUGUAAAGACUGGUUACCGGUACUGACAAAACAUGUUAUUCAUUAAACGAGUUUUUAAGUGGAAAUUGUAAGGGUUAAGUGUUAAAAUUAUUUUAUUUGGAUUUUUUUACUAUUUAGAUUUAAGUAUUAUAAUGCAUUGACUGACAAGUCCUGUCAUUUUAUGAUGUAAUGGCAUUCUGUAAAUAAAUAAAUAAAUUACCCGGUCAGCGCCCUAGGCACAACUAAUAGCAGCGCCCCUUUGUAUUGCCAAAAUAUAUAUAUGAUGUACCAAUUAUUUGACUAAACAUCAUAUUAUUAUUCCUUGCAUACUAUCAUUUUAAUUUAAAUAAUUAAUUAUUAAUGAAUUUUAUUUCAGUUUAAAAUAUCAUAAUUUCAUUAAAACGGGACGAAAAUUAGCACUCUCAAGUUCUUGAUUUACACAAAUUCAAUUUGGUGAUGCUUUUUACACUAAAUAUGGUACAGUACAAAUAGAAAAUAUAAAGUCAUGUUAUUUGAAAUAUAUUUUCUACUUUCAAUAGGUUUUUUGUAAAGUUCAAAAAUCGUGCAAUGCUUUAGAUAUCAUGUAAUUUUAUUGU
Messenger RNA from Macrosteles quadrilineatus (aster leafhopper), 3149 nucleotides. RefSeq names its product 2-oxoisovalerate dehydrogenase subunit beta, mitochondrial (gene BckdhB). Lineage: Eukaryota; Metazoa; Arthropoda; Insecta; Hemiptera; Cicadellidae. Gene Ontology annotation, biological process: response to nutrient; branched-chain amino acid catabolic process. Bases 66 to 1169 code for a protein of 367 amino acids. The record is from RefSeq and is a predicted model, not a curated record. Gene Ontology annotation, molecular function: catalytic activity. The transcript is spliced from 8 exons.